AGGUCUUAUUACAAUGCAUUGUUUUCAUUUGUUUUUUAUCUCUGCCUCCCCUCCUUCUGUUUUACGCUGCUGCGAAACCUCCUCUGUGCUUCAGUAUUUGUGUGCCCGGGGACAUUGCUGCGUGUGCAGGUGCCCAGCUCUCAGCGGGAGGCAGAUCACCAGGCAGGGGCAUGGUGCAAGGACCCGCUGCAGUCUGGGGACCGGCUGUACGUCAUGCCCUGGACCCCCUACCGCACCGACAUGCUGUAUGAGUAUGCCUCCUGGGAAGACUUUAAACACGACAGACCAACUAUCACCUACAAGUUACCUAACAGAGUUGACGGAACAGGAUUUGUUGUGUAUGAUGGUGCGGUGUUUUACAACAAAGAGCGCACACGAAACAUAGUCAAGUAUGACCUACGUACACGGAUCAAGAGCGGUGAAGCUAUCGUCACAAACGCCAACUAUCACGACACCUCGCCGUACCGCUGGGGAGGAAAGUCGGACAUUGACCUGGCCGUAGAUGAGAAUGGCCUCUGGGUGAUUUAUGCCACUGAAUCAAACAACGGACGACUGGUGGUCAGCCAGGUAAACCCUUACACCCUGCGUUUUGAGGGCACCUGGGAGACCAGCUUUGACAAGAGGGUGGCAUCCAACGCCUUCAUGGCCUGUGGGGUGCUGUACGCAGUGCGCUCAGUGUACCAGGAGGAUGACAGCGAGGCCGGUGGUGACCUGGUGAUGUACGCCUAUAAUACCAACCACGCACGUGAGGAACCUGUGAGCAUCCCUUUCCCCAACCCCUAUCAGUACAUUUCCUCUGUGGACUACAAUCCUCGAGACAACCAGCUCUAUGUGUGGAACAAUUUUAAUGUGCUGCGCUACCCGCUGGAGUUUGGACCACCAGACCCAACUACUGGCCCUCUCACCAGCACACAAGUGACCACCACUCCUCCAACGAAGCCGUUCACAUCCAGUGCCAGCCCCUCUACUGCCCGCCCUUUGGCCCCAACCUCACGCCCUAUCGGCUCCAUCAACAAGCACCCUGACCUGCGUGCAAUCACGGCCACGGUGCCUGUCACCCGCCGGCCUCCACGCCCUCCUCAUGACCCCGGACAGCAUGUCUGCGAGGCCAGGCUCGUCCGGGGCGUCCAGUGGCCCACCACUCAACGGGGGGAAACAGUGGAUCGCCCAUGUCCCAAAGGAUCUCUAGGCAUUGCUUCAUUCCAGUGCUUGGCGGAUCAGGUCAUGUGGAACCCACGGGGUCCUGACCUGAGCAACUGCACCUCCCCAUGGGUCAACCAGGUGGCCCAGAAGAUUAAGAGUGGAGAGAAUGCUGCUAACAUUGCCGGUGAGUUGGUGAACCACACACGGGGUCGGAUCCAAGCCGGAGACGUCAGUUCAUCCGUCCGACUCAUCGAGCAACUACUGGAUAUCCUGGAUGCUCAGCUUCAGGCCCUGAGGCCGGGAAAUAAAGAGUCAGCUGGACGGAAUUUUAAUAAGUUCCAGAAACGAGAGAAGACCUGUCGGGCGUAUAUCCAGGCUGUAGUGCAGACUGUGGACAACCUACUGCGUCCUGAGGCUCUGGAUUCGUGGCAGGACAUGAACAGCACAGAACAGGCUCAUACUGCCACUAUGUUAUUGGACGUCCUGGAAAAAGGAGCUUUUCUGCUAGCCAACAACAUGUAUGGGAAGCGCUUCUCUGACCGAGCCCCCAGCAUUGAUCUCGAGGUACAUGUCGUCAACACAGAGAUGGAACUUCAGGACCUUUCCUUCCCACAGAAUUAUGCCAGUGACAGCACCAUCAAGCUUUCGGCCUCCACUAUCAAACAGUACAGCCGUAACGGACAAGUAAAGGUGGUGUUCAUUCUCUACAAAAAUUUGGGAUCCUUCCUGUCCACUGAGAAUGCCACUGUGAAAAUGGAAAUGGAGGGACCAAAUCUUGAUAAGAAACGCCUUGCAGUCAACUCCCAUGUAAUUGCUGCCUCUAUCAACAAAGAGUCCAGCAGAGUGUUUCUCACCCAGCCAGUUAUCUUCACACUUAAACAUCUAAAGAUGGAUCAUUUUCACACUCCGAACUGUUCCUUUUGGAACUACUCGGAGCGCUCCAUGAUGGGUCAGUGGUCGUCGCAGGGCUGCAGACUUUUGGAUACCAACAACACACACACCACCUGCUCCUGCAGCCACCUCACCAACUUUGCCGUGCUCAUGGCUCACCACGAGCCUGAUGGCCGGAUGCACGAACUGAUCCUUUUUGUGAUCACCUGGGUGGGUAUUGUCAUCUCCCUAGUGUGUCUAGCCAUCUGCAUCUCCACUUUUUGCUUCCUGCGGGGCCUGCAGACUGAUCGCAACACAAUCCACAAGAACCUGUGCAUCAACCUCUUCAUCGCUGAGCUGCUCUUCCUCAUUGGCAUUGACAAGACGGAUUACCACAUUGCCUGUCCCAUCUUUGCUGGCCUUCUGCAUUUCUUCUUCUUGGCUGCCUUCUCCUGGAUGUGUCUGGAGGGUGUGCAGCUCUAUCUCAUGCUCGUGGAGGUCUUUGAGAGCGAGUACUCACGCAAAAAAUACUACUAUCUGUGCGGCUACUGCUUCCCCGCACUGGUGGUGGGCAUCUCUGCAGCCCUCAACCUAAUCUUCCUCAUGGUCACUCUACACAAAAUGAUCCGCAACUCUUCAGCUCUCAAGCCGGACUCUAGUCGCCUGGACAACAUUAAGUCGUGGGCUCUGGGGGCCAUUGCCCUGCUGUUCCUGCUUGGGCUGACGUGGGCUUUUGGCCUUCUCUUUAUCAACGAGAAUACCGUUAUCAUGGCCUAUCUAUUCACCACCUUUAAUGCCUUCCAGGGCAUGUUCAUCUUCAUCUUUCACUGUGCCCUGCAAAAAAAGGUCCAUAAGGAGUACAGUAAAUGUCUGCGCCAUUCCUACUGCUGCAGCCGCACUUCCACCAACAGCUCCCACGGUUCCUUGAAGAACUCAGGCUUGCGUGCCAAUAAUCGCUACUACAGCGGCAGCCAAGCUCGCCAUGCAGCAGCCCACAGACAGAGUCGGAUCCGUAGGAUGUGGAACGACACGGUUCGAAAGCAGACAGAAUCAUCCUUCAUAGCAGGAGACAUCAACAGCACCCCGACACUCAACCGUGCAACCAUGGGCAACCACCUCUUGACGAACCCAGUGUUACAGACUCGUACUGGCACAUCGCCUUACAACACUCUGCUAGCUGAAAGUUUCACCCCGCCCUCACCCGGCGUCUUCAACUCUACUGAGACUACGCUGUCUAAGCCUCGUGACCCCUGUGGAAUGGAAACCCUUCCUCUGAAUGGUAACUUCAACAACAGCUACUCCAUGCGCAGUGGCCCGUCGGGUGGAGGGGGGGGCAGCUGUGACUUCCUCGGCGGCGGAACCGCAGACACUCCUUCGCCUGUCUUCAACCCGCGCUGCUCGGAGGCCCUGGGGGGCGGAGGGAUCCGGCGAAACCUGUCUGACGCUGCGGCCUUCGAGAAAAUGAUCAUCUCCGAGCUCGUGCACAAUAACUUGAGAGGUGGUGUUGUUGGUGGAGGCGGAGGAGGUGCAGGCGAUGUGGAGGACAGAGCGUAUGGCAGUCUGGCCAGGGGACAGCCUCACGGCGGGGUCGGUCGAGGCCAGACUAUGUCCAGGCCGGAUCCGACCGUGAGCAUGGACGAGGACGAGGAGUUUCUCAGAGAAGCACGGCAGCGCACACCGCAGGAUGUGGAGCUGCUUUACAAAGCUCUGGAGGAACCCCUGCUGUUGCAGCGCGCCCAGUCAGUCCUCUACCAGAGCGACCCGGACGAGUCUGAGAGCUACACGGCUGACCUCACCGAGAGCCUCGGCCACAGUGGCCACAGUGGUCAGAGCGGUGCCGGGCACGGAGGCAACAGGGCACCGGACUCCCCCGCUCAUGACUCCCUGUACACCAGCAUCACUAACCUGCGAGACUCUCCCUACCCCGACAGCAGCCCCGAGCCCUUGGAGGUGGUCCCCCGUUCAGCCAAGCCUCCCGAGGAGCUGUACUACAGCUCUGUGAGGCCGGUCGUGGGCUCUCGCGGGGCGCCCAUGCAGACCUUCGGCCAGGCCCCAACUCGGAGACCAAGUGGGGAGGGACACCAGGCUCAGGAGCCCGCUCUCAAUGAGGGAGAUGGACAGAUGCAGCUGGUCACCAGCCUG
This is a messenger RNA of Menidia menidia (Atlantic silverside), 4155 nucleotides long. The record is from the annotation of a GenBank genome assembly. Lineage: Eukaryota; Metazoa; Chordata; Actinopteri; Atheriniformes; Atherinopsidae.